This is a messenger RNA of Penicillium canariense, 786 nucleotides long. RefSeq names its product nuclear transport factor 2 family protein. Lineage: Eukaryota; Fungi; Ascomycota; Eurotiomycetes; Eurotiales; Aspergillaceae. Bases 1 to 786 code for a protein of 261 amino acids. The record is from RefSeq and is a predicted model, not a curated record. The transcript is spliced from 3 exons.
AUGUCGAGCAACCCUCAAGCUCCUGAUGUCUCGGCCCUGGCGGCUCAAGUGGAAAAGCUAUCGAAUGAACUGACUAAAUUGAAUGGGGAAUCUGACGUUCGCAAACUUCACCACAAGUAUGGCUACUACCUGGACAAGUGUUUAUAUAACGAGGUGGCUCAACUUUUCGCUGAUCACCCUGAUACCUAUGUUCAAUUCAUGAAUGGCCGUUAUAACGGUCAAGAGGGCGUGAAGCGCUUGUAUAUCGAGCGAUUUGCAAAGCGAUUUGUUGGCGGUCGAAAUGGCCCAAUCGAUGGUUGGCUCCUCGAUCACCUCAUGGCACAAGAUAUAGUCGACUUCGACCCCCAUGCAGGCAGGGCUAAAGCUAGAAUCCGUGCUUUCAUGAGUGCGGGAACUCAUGAGUCACUGCCGGGGAAUUUUCCGGGUGGCUACCGUCAGUGGUGGGAAGGCGGGGUAUAUGAGAACGAGUACAUUCUCCAGGAUGGUGUGUGGAAGAUCCUACGCCUUCGCUAUUAUCCCUUCUGGCACGGGUCCUUCGAGUCAGGCUGGAAACAAGCGAAUGAUUUUGUUCCCUUGUUCAAAGAGCAGUACCCAGCCGACCCGCUCGGCCCUGAUGAGAUACUCCCGGACUUUUCGCUUUGGCCUGAUACCCGAGUGAUUCCAUUCCAUUAUAAGCACCCGAUCACGGGGAAAGAGGUGGCUGAGGAGGACAUGCAGGCCCCAAGGUGGCUAGAAGAUGCUACUACUGCCCCACCUGCCCGGGCCAUCACAGACUGGGGGGCCUGA